Perognathus longimembris pacificus (Pacific pocket mouse) is the source of this 4060-nucleotide messenger RNA. It is a transcript of the gene Lmtk1, whose product is annotated as apoptosis associated tyrosine kinase. Lineage: Eukaryota; Metazoa; Chordata; Mammalia; Rodentia; Heteromyidae. The coding region runs from base 93 to 3791 and encodes 1232 amino acids. Gene Ontology annotation, molecular function: protein tyrosine kinase activity; ATP binding. The transcript has 13 exons. The record is from RefSeq and is a predicted model, not a curated record. Gene Ontology annotation, biological process: brain development; peptidyl-tyrosine autophosphorylation.
CAGACGGCGCCCCCCUUGGUGAGCUGUCCUGGUCGUCCUCCCUGGCCGUGGUGGCCGUGUCCCUCUCGGGCCUCUUCGCGGUCAUCGUCCUCAUGCUGGCCUGCCUCUGCUGCAAGAAGGGCGGCAUCGGCUUCAAGGAAUUUGAGGAUGCCGAGGGGGAGGAGUAUGCGGCCGACCUCUCCGCCCCGGGCUCCCCGGCCACCGCGGCGCAGAACGGGCCCGACGUGUACGUCCUGCCGCUCACCGAGGUCUCCCUGCCCAUGGCCAAGCAGCCGGGCCGCUCAGUGCAGCUCCUCAAGUCCUCGGACCUGGGCCGGCACAGCCUGCUGUACCUGAAGGAGAUCGGCCACGGCUGGUUCGGGAAGGUGUUCCUGGGGGAGGUGCACUCGGGCGUCCGCGGCUCCCAGGUGGUGGUGAAGGAGCUGAAGGCCAGCGCCAGCGUGCAGGAGCAGAUGCAGUUCCUGGAGGAGGCCCAGCCCUACAGGGCUCUGCAGCACAGCCACCUGCUCGAGUGCCUGGCCCAGUGCGUGGAGGUGACGCCCUACCUCCUGGUCAUGGAGUUCUGCCCGCUGGGGGACCUCAAGGGCUACCUGCGGAGCUGCCGGGGGACGGAGUCCAUGGCGCCCGACCCCCUGACCUUACAGCGCAUGGCGUGCGAGGUGGCCUCCGGCGUCCUGCACCUGCACCGCCACAGCUACGUGCACAGUGACCUGGCCCUGCGGAGCUGCCUGCUGGCGGCCGACAUGACGGUGAAGAUCGGCGACUACGGCCUGUCCCACUGUAAAUACAGGGAGGACUACUUCGUGACCGCGGACCAGCUCUGGGUGCCGCUGCGCUGGAUCGCGCCCGAGCUGGUGGACGAGGUGCACGGCAACCUGCUGGUGGUGGACCAGACCAAGACCAGCAACGUGUGGUCCCUGGGCGUGACCCUCUGGGAGCUGUUCGAGCUGGGGGCGCAGCCCUAUCCGCACCACUCGGACCGGCAGGUGCUGGCUUACGCCGUCCGCGAGCAGCAGCUCAAGCUGCCCAAGCCCCAGCUGCCCCUGGCGCUGUGUGACCGCUGGUACGAGGUGAUGCAGUUCUGCUGGCUGCAGCCGGAGCAGCGGCCCACGGCGGAGGAGGUGCACCUCCUGCUGUCCUACCUGUGCGCCAAGGGCGCCACGGAGGCGGAGGAGGAGUUCGAGCAGCGCUGGCUGUCGCUGCGGCCGGGCGGCGGCCCCGCCCCCGGCCCCCCCGGCCCCGCCCCGGGCGCGGCCGAGCUCCCCGGCGCCUCGUCCUUCCCGCUGCUGGAGCAGUUCGCCGGCGACGGCUUCCACGCGGACGGGGACGACGUGCUGACGGUGACCGAGACCAGCCGGGGCCUCAACUUCGAGUACAAGUGGGAGGCCGGCCGCGGGGAGGGGCUCUCGCCGCCCUCGCCGCCCUCGCCGCCCGGCGGCCCGCGGGAGCUGUGCGCGCCGGGCGGCGGGGCCCCGCCGGGCGUGGUGCCCGUGCUCAGCGCCCACAGCCCGUCGCUGGGCAGCGAGUACUUCAUCCGCCUGGAGGAGGCCGCCCCGGCCGCCGGCCACGACCCCGACUGCGCCGGCUGCGCCCCCCCCGACCCGGACGACGACUCGGACGGCAGCCCCGCCGCCUCGCGGGCCGCGGAGCCUCUGCUGGGCCGCGCGCUGCCCGCCCACCGCCGCCCGCCGGGCUCCCCGCGCCCGCCCUCCCCCCGAGCCCCCAUGCUGGCGGAGUCCGGAGACGAGGACGACGACGCGGACUGGGGUGUGGCCUUCUGCCCGCCCUUCGAGGACCCGCUGGGCGCCUCGCCCUCGGGGAGCCCGGGGGCCCCACCCUCCCAGGACGAGGAGGAGCCGGGGGAGACUGAGUCACGGGGGGCUGCCCACUGCGGACACUGGAGCUCCAACACGUCGGCCAACAACAACAGCGGGAGCCGCGACCCCGAGUCCUGGGACCCCGGCUACGCGGGCAGCUUCACGGACAGCUACGUGGACGAGCCCCUCAGCCCAGCCCGGCCCCCCCCGGCCCCCCCCGAGGCAGGGCCCCCCCGGGACCCGGAGGCCCCGGGAGAGCCUCGGCCCAGGCCCCAGGCAGCCUGGCUCCCCUGGACGGGCGGGCGGGGCGGCCCUCGAGAGGAGCCCACGCCGGCCCAGGAGGCUCAGGACCCUGCGGGUCCCCAGCCGCCCCUCCCUUCCGUCCCUUCCCCCUCGCACGAGGGGGCCCCGCUGCCCGCAGAGGAGGCCAGCGCUCCCCGCGCCCUGCCCGCCUCGCCCACACCGGCCGCCCCCGCCCCCGCCGCGCCCCCCAGUGAGGAGGAAGCCGCCGCGGAGGGCACCUCAGGCGUGCUCACCGACGUGUCUGGGGAUGGCCCACAGGCCGGGAAGCCAGACGCGGCGCCGCCCCCGUUGGGCUCGCUGCCGAAGCAGGCGGGGACCCCUGACUCCCUGGACUCCCCGGACACCCCGUCCGCAGCUAGCGACGGUGGGUGCGAGGUCUCGAGCCCCGCAGCCGCCGACGCCCCGGCCGCCGGGCAGCCCCGUGCGCUGGACAGCGGCUACGACACCGAGAACUACGAGUCCCCCGAGUUCGUGCUCAGGGACGCCCAGGAGCCCAGCGGGCCCGGGGGGUGUGGGGAGCCGGCCUCCGGCGGGGGGAGCCCGGGGCCGGAGACCAGACUCGCCGCCUCCCUGGGCGGCCUCGGCGAGAAGAACCCCUAUCGAGACUCUGCCUACUUCUCGGACCUGGACGCCGAGUCGGAGCCCCCCCUGGACCCCGACAAGGGCGGUGGGGCCCCCGUCUCCCCGUGCGAGCCCGGCCUGAAGAGCCCCGCGCAGCCGUCAGCCCGGGCUCCUCCUGGGCCUGGGGCGCUGGACGCGGCCCCGGGCCCCGAGGAGCCGCCGUCGCCCCGCGGCCGCAGGUCAGCGCCUCCUGGGGCCCCAACCCCCGUCGAGGUGCGGCCCGCGCCCAGUCCCGGCCGCUCCAAGCUCUUCCUGCUGACCCCCGUCCCGCCGAGCGCAGAUGGCGACGGCUUUGCGCGCCUGGGGCACCCGGGACCCCGGCUGGGACCGGCCCCGCUGGGGCGGACAGAGAGCCCCAGCUCCCUCAGAGCCCCGCUCUGCCUCGCCCUCCCCGGCCGCCCGAGGGCCUCGGAGGGCCAGCCGGAGGAGGAGGAGGAGGACAGCGACGACAGCGACGAGUCGGACGAGGAGCUCCGCUGCUACAGCGUCCAGGAGCCCAGCGAGGACAGCGAGGAGGAGUCGCCCGCGGUGCCCGUGGUGGUGGCCGAGAGCCAGAGCGCGCGCAACCUGCGCAGCCUGCUCAAGAUGCCGGGCCUGCUGUCCCAGAGCUUCUGCGAGGACCUGGAGCGCAAGAAGAAGGCCGUCUCCUUCUUCGACGACGUCACCGUCUACCUCUUCGACCAGGAGAGCCCCACCCGCGAGCUCGGGGAGCCCUUCGCGGGCGCCAAGGAGCCGCCCCCCCUGUUCCCGGCGGGCGCGCCCGGCCGCCCGCCGCUCGCCGCCCGCACCCCCGACGGCUCCGCGGUGGAAGAGGGUGGGCUGGAGUGGGACGACGACUUCCGGCUGCUGCGGCCCAAGGCGGCCCCGCCCCCGGACCCGGCCCCGCCCCCCGCGCCGGCCCCGCCCCCCGCGCCGGCCCCGCCCCUCUCGCGCUUCACCGUGUCUCCCUCGCCUGCGUCCCGGUUCUCCAUCACGCACGUGUCCGACUCGGACGCCCAGCCCGCGGGAGGCCCCGUCACAGUUCCUGGGGGCGGCUGCAUGGAGGCCUAAGACGGAGGGGGCGCCACCCGGCGGAAGCUGGCGUCCCGGGAGCCCCUGCUACCCUGUCUAGGCAGCAACCAGGACGGGGACCGGGGAUGAGUGGGGGCCACAGGCCCAGUGGUGGCAGCAGGUCCCAGCGCCAUCCUGGAGAAGCAGGUGGACCAAAGGCCAGUCUGCGGCACUGGCUGCCCCGGGACAGGAGGUGACCGGGACACUGGAGCUGUGUGCCAGCCCGAUGAGGCCCGAGGGCCCCUGGGUGUCUCCAUAGGUCUCCCGCC